Molecule: messenger RNA, 1158 nt
Organism: Drosophila erecta
Lineage: Eukaryota; Metazoa; Arthropoda; Insecta; Diptera; Drosophilidae
Product: RING-H2 finger protein ATL7
Exons: 2
Coding region: 405-902 (165 amino acids)
Biological process (GO): protein ubiquitination
Molecular function (GO): ubiquitin protein ligase activity
Source: RefSeq, a predicted model, not a curated record
AUAGAUUUAAUGAACUUUAGGUUUCUGGACUGUCGGCUCUUUAAAUGUUCGAAUCUCGUAAUAGAGCUUUAUCUCACAUGUUUUUAACUGGGCGUAGGCCAUCGUUGUCCCCAUUUAGCGGCUCAUAUUCCCACUUUUGUGGGGCGGUUUAUUAAGGUGGGCUGGCUCUGGAGUCAGCAGGGCGCAGGGGGAGUGCACGGGAGAGCUCGAGAGGGCCGACGAGUGCCGACGAGGGGAGGACUGAGUGGAGUGUACUGUGGCUUCCUGAAUGGUUAUCAGCGAAACGCUUUAUUCAGCGAGUUGCAUUCAUUCAGUCCGCUGUCACCGGCCGAGCAGCAAUACGGCACAGGGAGAUCGAAACUGAUCGGAUCGAAUCGAGCUACAUAGGUAUAAAUCGGAGCGGAAUGAGCCAUAACAAAGUAAUCUGCACGAUCUGUUCGGAUCGGUUUCGCACCUCGGACAACAUAAACGCCGGCAGCUGUGGACACGCGUUCCACGAGGAGUGCCUGGACCGCUGGAGGAAGCAGUCAAGAACUUGCCCCAUCUGCCGCUCCCAGGAUGCCGAGUAUUUUCAGCUUUAUCUGGACUUUGAGGAGUCUCCGGUAAGUGCAUCCGCACAGAGGGGCAGUGGGGGCGGCCAUAAUCUGCCCCAAGGUCAGAGCGCCUGCAGUCGCAGCAGCAGCAGCAACAACAGCAGUGGGCACAGCAGCAGCAGCAACAACAGCAGCAGCUUCAGCAGCAGCGAUUAUAUGGGAAUUAUGAGGGAGUACGAGAAUCUGCUUUACGAGACGGGUUUGUACCAAGAAGAGAUCGAAUAUCUUAACCAGCGGAUCGGGGCCCUUGCUGUCCGCAAUUCUAAACCCGACAAUCUGCAUGAAGAGCCGGAUUCGGAUGUUGAUUAAAAGCCGUAAACAAACAAACGAAAGCGCCGCCGUAAGCUGGAUUACCCACUCGAAACCGAGUCUGAUGUUAUUGGGAAACGGACAUGCGAAACUUAAAAGGCUUAGCAAAAAAAAAGAUUAACAAGAACAUUAGAACAAGAUAAGAAUCCCCAAUAAAAAAAAAUACGAAAUACCCGAAUCGAGAUAUCAGAAAAGUCGAAUUAUUUUAAAUAUCGCAUUUUAGUUGAUUUUGUAUACCAAUAAUUAAAUAAAUAUA